Molecule: messenger RNA, 897 nt
Organism: Juglans regia (Persian walnut)
Lineage: Eukaryota; Viridiplantae; Streptophyta; Magnoliopsida; Fagales; Juglandaceae
Exons: 6
Coding region: 1-897 (298 amino acids)
Source: RefSeq, a predicted model, not a curated record
AUGUUGGAGAUAUUCAACAAAGAUUUGGUUCAACCACCUCGGGAGCUAAAUAACCCGGCGGCAUCGAGUUCUUCUGCGAAGCCCAGACUGGGCCAGAGCCCAUUGUCCAAGGCCCUUUACGUGUUGAAGAAACUGCCUCUUCUUUUCUUCUUCCCUCGAGCAGCCGCCUCACCACCCAAGCUUUCACAAGAGAUUCUGAAGAGUUUUGUUUCUCAAUCUAGCAAUGCCUUCUCCAUCAGCUUUGAAAGCGCAACGUCUUUUGCUUAUGUUACACCAGAGAAACCAUAUUCCAUUCAUCAGAGAUAUUGGUGUUGUAUGGACGAUAUAUACUGCAUUUUCUUGGAGAACCUGAACAAUCUAUACACUCUCAUCAAGGAGUAUGGCCUAUCAAAGGGCACCAACGAGGCCAUGUUCUUGAUUGAGGCCUACAGGACUCUCCGUGACCGAGGCCCAUACCCGGCCGAUCAGGUUCUCAAAGAUCUGGAUGGAAGCUUUGGAUUUGUGGUCUAUGAUAACAAGGCAAAAACUGUUUUUGUUGCACUAGGGGCAAAAGAAGAAAUUAAACUCUGCUGGGGCGUAACAGCAGAUGAAUCUGUAGUGAUUUCUGAUAAUUUAGAGGUAAUAAAAGCAAGUUGUGCCAAAUCAUUUGCACGAUUCUCUGCUGGGUGCAUGUUCCGCAGUGAGCACGGUGGGUUUAUGAGCUUUGAGCAUCCAACCAAGAAAAUGAAAGCAAUGCCUAGGAUUGACAGUGAGGGGGUCAUGUGUGGGGCCAACUUCAAGGUCGAUGUUCAAUCAAGGAUCCACAGCUUGCCACAUGUUGGCAGCAAAGCCAACUGGGCAAUGUGGGGCUCACAUUCUGAUCGAUCAAGAGUACUGUUAGAACAUAAAAAAACGUGA